Lasiosphaeria miniovina is the source of this 2118-nucleotide messenger RNA. Its product is annotated as cytochrome P450. Bases 96 to 1661 code for a protein of 521 amino acids. Lineage: Eukaryota; Fungi; Ascomycota; Sordariomycetes; Sordariales; Lasiosphaeriaceae. The record is from RefSeq and is a predicted model, not a curated record. The transcript has 4 exons. Gene Ontology annotation, molecular function: monooxygenase activity; iron ion binding; oxidoreductase activity, acting on paired donors, with incorporation or reduction of molecular oxygen.
AUUAAUCCUUGCGCUUUUGGACACCAUUCUCAUGAUAUCUGCUAGGCCUUAGUCAUCAAGGACAUAUGUGGCCCUGAGAUGACCGAGGCCCCGAGAUGACCGAGGAAGUCCAAACUGUCGCCAGGCUAGACCUCAAAAAAGCUCUCAACAAGCUCGUCCAGCCGAUGCAAGAAAUGGUCCCAAAGACAUACAUCAAAGAGAUGCCGCCAUGCUCUGACUGGACGUCAAUCAGCCCAUACCAUCUCAUCGCCCAAAACUUUGCCCGGAUCGCGACGCGGGUCAUGGUCAGACCCGAGCUCUGUGAGGGCAGAUGGCUCACGCUCUCCCGGGAUUACAUCGACUCUGUUGUCAAAGCGCCGAGGCUAGUCCGGCACAAGUACUACCCGUUGCUUCGGUGGGUCGCCAAAUACACGGAGCCCUGUGUCCACGACGUCCUGAAAUACCGGUCUGAAGCUGCCGACCUGCUCGAGCCGGUUCUAAAGGCCCGGACUGCCGAGAUCGACAGCAGUAGGGUGCGAGGCGCUUCGGAGAAAGCGAGACCCGCAUCGCAGCACGAAGACGCGAUCCAGUGGCUGCUGGAGGAGUACCGAACACACGGGAAGAAGUUGACGCCGGAUGCUCUUGCCCAGGGAAUUUUCAGCAUCAUGACGGCCGCCGUCGACAGCACUUCGACGACGGCAAUGUGGAUGCUGUUCGACUUACUGGACCACCCCGACGCCCUCGCAGAGAUCAGAGGCGAGAUGUUGAGCGUCCGUGGAGAUGACAAGGACUUUGUCUGGACUCGCCAGGCUCUGGGAGAGCUGAGACUGCUGGACAGCUUCAUGAGGGAGAGCUUCCGCCUCCACUCCAUGACACAGAUAACCUGUCUGCGCAUGGCGGCUGGGCCAUUCACGUUCCGCGACGGGCUGCACAUUCCAAAGGGGCUGCACAUUCCCAAGUCCUACCAGAUUGCAUUCCCGCGGUACAACUAUGGGCUUGACGCCGACGUGCAGCCGAUCCAGACAAGUUCGACUACAAGCGGCACCUCGCGAAGUGUACGGGCGAGGACGCGGCAAAGUUUCUUUCACUUCGCGUCUGUCUCGGACGACACGCUGGGGUGGGGCGUCGGUAUGCAUGCGUGCUCCGGUUGCUUCCUCGCGCAGGACGCCCUGAAGCUCAUACUGCUGCACCUGCUCACGCGCUACGAGGUCAAGUACGACCGACGUCCGGGGCCCGACAGGAUGAUGGGCCUGCAGCAGCGUGGAACUAUGUGGCAGGGUUCGGCGCUGACUCGGGUCGUGUUGAACGACCGACCAGCUCACGGAAAUAUGUACACCUCCCCUGACCAAUUCUCCUGUGACCUUUCUCUCUCUACCUCCCUACUUCAACAGUACCAUCACAGGCCCACUCAUCAAGGUCCCCGGAAGCAGAGCAGCGACACAUGUAUCCUAGAAAGUAAAGAAAAAAGACCGAGCAAAAAAGACAAUGCCCGCAACCGCCAUCCUCCGCGGCUUCCGCAUCGUGGUGCCCGCGCUCGACGCCUUCCCCGAGGCGCACGGCGUGCACGACACAUGUGGCCAUCCGCCAAACCACCAGGGCCACCCAGACAAGUGCCCCAUACCGCAGCUGCUCUGCUCCAAGAUCGCGGCACACGCCCCCACCAACACAAUCGAGGCCGAUGAUGCCAGACACAGAUUCCGCGUCGUGGUCCCGCAGCGCCAGAGCUGUGAUUCAGGCAGCGCCAGAACUGUGGACCGCUGGCCUUGAGAAGGGUUUACCGGGGGGUUUAACAUGUUAUUGUUGUCCACGUCCUUAAAAUUUUGCCAAGUCAUCUCCUCGUCAUUCUGUCACAAAGGGGGAAACUGACGGGGCACUCUGGACGGACGACUGUUACGGGCGUGGCUAGGCACGGAGGGAACAGAGCGGGUGGUCGCAUCAAGGAAUGAUUUUAAUAUUCUCUCGUGCUGUGCAAUCUGAUGGCCGACUGCUGCUAAUGUUCACGCACACGAUGUCAAACAAGGUCACCCUGGCUAAACGAGCGGUGUUUCCCUCCCUUCAAACCCAAGUAAAGAACCGUCCUCGUCUCGUCACGCUGCGCUGCUCACAUGGGCAUGGGGUUGCCAGGCAGCUUGUCGAGCC